This is a messenger RNA of Daldinia childiae, 1377 nucleotides long. Its product is annotated as putative NADPH dehydrogenase C23G7.10c. NCBI's taxonomy places the organism in Eukaryota, Fungi, Ascomycota, Sordariomycetes, Xylariales, Hypoxylaceae. Gene Ontology annotation, molecular function: FMN binding; NADP binding; NADPH dehydrogenase activity. The coding region runs from base 1 to 1377 and encodes 458 amino acids. The transcript has a single exon. Gene Ontology annotation, cellular component: intracellular anatomical structure. The record is from RefSeq and is a predicted model, not a curated record.
AUGUCUCUAUCUAACCUUAAUACCCCAGUCCCGGGCAUUCCUUACUUUACACCACAGCAUCUACACUCGCCCGGCACUCCAAAGGAGCUCUCCUCAAAGACACCCACCUUAUUCAGACCACUCCAAAUCCGCGGAGUCACUCUUCGCAACCGCAUCGUAGUUUCACCUAUGUGCCAAUACUCCGCGGCAUCAUCUGGACCUGAAAUUGGUUCUCUAACGGACUGGCAUGUUGUAACACUGGGCCAUUAUGCUAUCAAAGGAGCAGCUCUCGUUUUCGUCGAAGCUACAAGCGUUCAACCUAAUGGGAGGAUUUCGAUAAAUUGCCCUGGCUUAUGGGAUGAUGCGCAAACCAAAGGCUUGAGGCGAGUUGCCGACUUUGUCAGAUCUCAAGGUGCUCUUACAGGCAUACAGCUAGCGCAUGCUGGCCGCAAGAGUAGCACCGCCGCGCCUUGGGUAUCUACGGUCCUCGGCAGAAAGUCCAAGAGAGCUGACCGAGACAUCGGCGGUUGGCCAAACGACGUGAAGGGCCCUUGUGGUGGCGACAGCCAGACUUGGGAUGGCUUUUUCGAUAGCGAGCAGAGCAGGUUCUGGCCUCCGAAAGCCUUGACGCUGCAAGAAAUUAAAGAGGUCGUUCGAGAUUUUGCGAAAGCUGCGGAGAGGAGUAUGAGGGCUGGAGUUGACGUGAUCGAGAUCCAUGCUGCACACGGGUAUCUUCUACAUCAGUUCCUAUCGCCAAUCUCCAACCGAAGGACGGAUGAGUACGGCGGUAGUUUCGAAAACAGGACAAGACUCCUUUUCGAAGUCAUAGAAGCUGUCAGGGAUGUUAUCCCAUCAAGUAUGCCGCUCUUCCUUCGCAUGUCAGCAACCGAAUUUCUAGAAGACACCGAUUUAGGUAAGGAACUGGGUUCGUGGGAUGUUGAAUCGACGAUCGAGGUAGCAAGACAACUUCCUGCUCUGGGCGUUGACCUACUGGAUGUUAGCAGCGGCGGAAACAAUCCCGGCCAACGUAUUGAUGGGGUUAACACCAAGAACUGCCACGUCAAUAUCGCCGGGCGUAUACGAAACGCCGUGAAUUCUGAUGGUUUAAACCUUUUAAUCGGUGCUGUUGGCCUAAUUACCGAAGCAGAACAGGCAAGAGAUAUUGUCGAGAGUCCUGACACUAGUGUGCAGCUUAACAGGGCUAUUGAUGAGGAGGCUAGGACGGCGAAAGAGAUGACCAGCGCAAAGGACGGCAAAGUGCCUAUGGCCGAUGUUAUUUUGGUCGGAAGGCAGUUCCUUAGGGAAUCGGAUUGGGUGUUCAAGGUUGCGUGGAAGUUAGGCCUAGAUGUAUGGUGGCCAAAUCAGUUUAUGAGGGCUUCAUAUUCCGCGACGAUGUAA